AUGCCAGUGAUUCGCAAGCUGGUGUGGAGCGAAAUCGCAGACGGACCACAGAUAGUCAUCAAAAGCCCGAUAAUUGGAGCUCCGAUGAACAGCAUGAGCCUACUUCCUUCGCUUGUGGCUCCGGGCGAUAUGGAUCUACAUAUUGUUCCUCACAAACUGAGUAUCACUCUCACGGCGAAUCCAGGAGACAUCCCUCACGCUCGCUCAGUGGUCGAUUCACAGUUGGUCACCGAAGAUCGACCCAUCAACCAGCAUCUCAUCGCUGCCGACCUGAACCCGCUCAUUUUAACCAAAGUGGUGGAAAUUAUAUGGAGAACAAAACUGACAGACAGCAUUUUCCGAACCAUCAUGUAG
Molecule: messenger RNA, 354 nt
Organism: Echinostoma caproni
Lineage: Eukaryota; Metazoa; Platyhelminthes; Trematoda; Plagiorchiida; Echinostomatidae
Source: the annotation of a GenBank genome assembly